Cetraspora pellucida is the source of this 1587-nucleotide messenger RNA. Lineage: Eukaryota; Fungi; Glomeromycota; Glomeromycetes; Diversisporales; Gigasporaceae. The record is from the annotation of a GenBank genome assembly.
AUGUUAAAGUUAGAAGGUAUUAAUAUUAAAGAAGCUCGCAACCUUCUAAAUCAUUAUGGACUUCCUUCUGAUGGUACCGAUGAAGAAAUACAGCGACAACUUGAAGUUUUAGAAUUUCCAGCUGAUGAAAAUACUAAUGAAAUACGUUCUGAUGAAGAGGACAUUAUUGAAAAUAGAUAUGAUCAAAGGGAAGAUGAAAAUAAUUACGCUCAUGAUGGGGAAAUUGAUUCUGAAUUAGAAGAGGGUGAAACUCGUGAACAUGAUACUGAUACCGAUAAGGAUGCGUUCGUUUGUAGAACGAGUUGGAGUGAUGAUCCUUCUUCCUUUAAAAAUGUAAAUAACAACUCAACGGAAACUAUCAAAGACGUUGAAACUACAAACGAUAUUACUUCCAUGGAGGGUUCUGAUGAUUACGAUCUUCCCAAAAGUCGAAAAGAAUUUCCAAGUGAAGAUGAAAGAACUGAUAGUGCUUUGGAUACUAGUUUACAUGAAUCAGAAGAUGGUUCCGGUUCUGUAACUUCUUCACCACCAAGAUUACAGACUGUAGUAUCUCUUAAAGAUGAUGUUAAUCACACGCAAUCUCAAAAUAAUUCCAUCGUUAACGUCGAUGAUGUAUCUUCGUUGAACCUUUCUUCUUUAAACCAUCGACAGGACGAUUCUUCAAAUCUUGAAUUUAAUGUGUCCAAAAUUGUGAAUCCUAUUAUUAAUUGUAUUGCUGAUCUAAAAUCCAAUUUCCACGCUGAACUGGAAAAACUUCAUUAUCGUGUGGAUCCAAAACUCUUUAGUUCUAUGAAUGGGUCAUCCGAUGAUUGGCAGCCAGCAGAAUUUGAAAAGGCUCAAGAUCAAAACCGUUAUGAUGCUGUUAUUACUGCCGGAAAAUUAUUGGAUCUUAUCCUGUCCUUAUUUCUUCCAAAUGAAGCUAAUGAACAUAUCUCUCAAGCCCUCACUGUAGCGGAUCUCGCUAUUGAAUCUGUUAAUAAAGCCAUUGAUAAAAAUAAUGUAGAACAAUCUACCUCAGGACAAUACAUCUCAACACAAGAAGAUACUCUUACGAAUCAAGUCUUGUCAAAUAAUGUAAGAGGUGAAAAUUUCCUUGAUUCGACUAAAGCGGAAGGAACCGGUGGUCAAUCACCUGUCGCAAACGGGACAAAACCACGCCGGUUGUCAAAUCAGAAUCGUAGAUCUAACAGGGCGAGACGUAGAUCAACUAGUGUACAGAUUGAAAAUGCAUCUGGUAGUGGGACAAGACCUUUGCAAGAAUCAACAUCCUCCCGUGAUAUUGAACGACAAGAAGACAUUCAUUCACUUCGCCUUUCAACAAGUCCAAAGGCACCAUUUAGAGCUCGUUCAAACAACGGCAGAAACGCUGUCAAUAUUCCAACAAAUAACCGCCGCUUUAUUGGAUUUCUACCUUCUAGAUGCUUUACAUGCGGCGGUAUUGGUCAUUUUGCGAAUAAUUGUCCCAACAAAGGUAGUUAUAUCACUACUUUAUCACCUCAACAACCAAUGCGUCGACGACGUUCCACUCGAUUCAAGCGAAAUAAUAAGAUCGAUACUAGUGAGAUUGAAGCUGUAAGUUUUAAUUAA